This is a messenger RNA of Chaetomium strumarium, 2393 nucleotides long. RefSeq lists its product as uncharacterized. Lineage: Eukaryota; Fungi; Ascomycota; Sordariomycetes; Sordariales; Chaetomiaceae. The record is from RefSeq and is a predicted model, not a curated record. Bases 243 to 2129 code for a protein of 628 amino acids. The transcript has a single exon.
UGACUAAGCCGAGCUAUCCGAAGUCCGAGUGUCUGCGCGCCCGCAGACCUCCUGCAGGCUUGGCGGUUACGUCAGCCUUUGCCCGAUCAAACCAAUCCCCGACCGCCCCUUUCCGCGUCACGCUGUUGCUGCCUCGCGACAAGCCGGAACGUCAACACAUCCAGCGCCCACACUUGUCCUUCCCCGACGCCUCCUUUCCUGGCGCUCGCGGGGCACCCUCAAACCCAUCUACGGUUCUGGUCAUGCCGAUGUUCGGGCCCUGGACGUCUGACGCUAGGGGAAGCGAUAAGACGUUAGAUGCAGUUGAUAAGCUAUCACCAGACUGCGCCGACCGUGUCGGGCACGACCGUUCAGAGCUCCCGACGCCCGUCUCCCCCCAAAAGCGACGCCCGAGUUUUGUCGACACUGCACGCCCGCCGGCUAAGCGGUCCAGAACGGAGGAGAAUGGUGACCUGCCCUCUCCCGUCUCUGCAUUUGCAGACGGUGAGGAGGCGAGCGUGCUGCGCAGGCGAAGCAUGGCUCCUGACUUCGAGGCUGUAAGGGAGACCAUCCACCUCCAGUUAGGGCUUGAGAUUCUCUUGAAGCAUGACGAACUCCGGCUCGCCAACCAAGAGCUGGCCAAAUGCCAGGUUGCGCUGGAGCAGCUCAGACGAUGCCAUCUGAUCCCAUACCCCGUUCAGUGUCCAACGCCGAGCCAGAUGCUGGACAUCAGCAGCGGCAAGGGUCCUGCGUUGGGAUCGGCGGUCGACGAACCAGUGCCAAAAUGGGCGCCUCCUUUCGGGGUUGUGGAGGGGCCGUACGCGCGCCAUUAUGCUAAGUGGCUGAUCCCUGAUCCUGUGUUUGACGGCGUUCAACCCGAAACCCAUGGCUUGGCAGAUGCGGGCCGAGUGAGGAGCACCGCGGAAGGUAGGAUGACGAGGAGCAGCGUCUCUGACGUGGGUUCCUUUGGUAAACAUCGCCCUGUCCGCGGAAUGGCAGGCCAAAGGUUACAGGCGCUAUCUAGUGGAUACCCUCAGCCGAAAGAUAAACAAUCGGGCUGCGUUCUCAAGCGAUCCGACGGUGUCACCGUCAAACUUAUUUGCAUCGAUUGUCACAGAUGGGAUUUUUCGAGCACGCAGGGGUUUAUCAACCAUUGCCGUAUCGCCCAUAAGAGGGACUUCAAGAGCCAUGAGGAAGCUGCCGUUCGCUGUGGGCGCCCUAUCGAAGUCGACGAAAGCGGCGCCAUCAUCGGCGGUGACAAGAAGCUCUCCGCCGGUGCUCCGUCCAGCUUGGUUCAUCCUUUGGCUCGGGCCGAGUCGAUGUCGGACAAUCAAGCGUGUAAAGCACUUUUGUCCCGCAUCCAAGCUUCCAUUGAGCUCUACAAGCAGGGUAAGCUGCCUGGGGUGAGCAGCAUACCUGGUACCUUGCCUUCAGCUCAGCGACCAGCCUCAAAAGCCUCGGAUAGUUUUGUGCCUUCCGCGGACGCUCCUUACCUGUCCAGGCUGAUGGAGAAAAAGAAGCUGAGCGGGAAUCUCAAGGAGCAAGUGGACGAUGCCAAAGUCAAGCUGGAUUUGGACGGUAUCUUUGCUGAGGACUCCGAUGUUGACGAGCCGAGUACAACGGACGACACGAGCAGGGCGGAAAUGUUGGCUUCGGCUUCGCGCACUCCAGCCGCGAUGAGAAUGCCUUCUCGGGUUGCCGUGUCGCCUUCGCAGCCGCCAGCAGCGCAUCGCGCAGCUAGCACUAAGAGUCGCCGCGCGACCUUCGCCGACCUUGAGAUGGACUCGACUGAGGUACCCGAGACGCCCAUGUAUGACGUCGACAUGGAUGUGGAUCUCAGUCCCAAUACUAUUGCUAGCAACAACGCGCCGUCGCUCGUCAGUGAUGACGGCGAGUAUGACGACUCAGAUGAUGGUUCAGCUUCAGAUGCUAGUGAUGCCGUGGAAAGCGAGUCCGUUUCUGAUGUUGCUGAGAUCAACAUCGAUGACGACGGCGAUGCCCGAGAAGACACGCCACGGCCUGUUCAUCAACGCGGUGGAUCAGCGAGCAAAACGGUCAAACUCAAGAAGGAUGAAAGCAGGCAUGUCACGUUUGUGAUCCCGUCUCCUGUGCCAACCAAUACCAAGGGUGGGCGGAGGAAGAAGAUCUAAGGUCCGCCUGCUUCCUGGCCUCGAGCUGCUCGCCGAAGGGCCAAUGACCUGGCCAACCGAAUGCCGCUUUUGAAGCUGCGGCCCAAGCGUAUUACAGCUUUUGAUGAACGAUGCAUUACAACGACAUAUACACACUUUUAAUUUGAUCUUGAGUUCUCAUGACCGCACAAUGCGAAAUCUGAUGACUUGCUCGACUCCGACUUCCGACUUCGGCCAAAUUCGAACCCGUUUACUCCCGGACUCAAGCAAUCGCGUACCCUUCCU